AUGUCCAACCGGGACUGCAGUUUUGCAUCCGACGCCAAAGGCUCUACACAGACUUCAAGCCCAGCCGAACCCACUACUACCUUUAGCCCUCCUUCUUCCUCAGAGAAUGCCUUGGAAGAGAUUAACCUCAAGCACAUGGAACUCCUCAUUCACCUAACCACAACGAACGGAAUGUUCAACCUCGGUGACGACAUCGGCCCGUAUCCGACGGGGAUUGCAUUCGCUUUGAAGCGCGGCCUCGACUCACCGUACCUUCUAUAUGCGUCUCUUGCUUUCUCGGCCCGGCAUCUGGCAUACCUGCAUCCCGAGCGCUCUGCGGAGUUUAUUCACCAAGCUGUGACGCUGCAAACUCGCGCUCUGGCGCUGUUCAAUGUGGAUAAAAUCCAGGUCGACAAGUCAAAUUGCGUCGCUAUUCUGCUCUUCUCGGCGGUAGUUGGACAUCACCUCCUCGCGGAUACUCUUAUGGAAGGGAGUCAGGAUGGGUUGUCCGGGUUCCUAAAGCGGUAUGUGCAUUGCGCUAGGACGCACCGCGGUCUAUACAGCAUCAUGAUGACGGCGCAACCGCUGCUUAUGGAGACUGAACUCGAACCAGUGCUAUCGCGAAGUAUCAGCUUUACCUCGCAGGACCCGAAAGGUAUGCAUUGCCAAACGUUCCGCGACUGGAUUAUGCAGACGUACAGCACCACGCAGGAGGAACGAGAAGCUUGCCUGUGCGCAAUUAGAUACCUGCAGCUGGGUUUCGAUGCGCUCUCGCCCUCCUCCAGACACCACAGCAUGCAGUACCAGAUGCUGUUUUUAUGGAGUGUUCUCGUUCCACCAGAGUUCAUAGCCAUGCUUACCAUAAAACAACCUUUCGCUCUCGUCGUUCUCGCUUACUAUGCACUCCUAUUGCAUCAUGGUCGACAUAUGUGGCAGGUCGGAGGUGCGGGCGAGUAUCUAUUUGGUAUGAUUGAGGGGUAUCUCGGCUCGCCGUUCGUCGACUGGUUGGAGUAUCCAAGGGCGGCCAUCCGUGGCUCUCGGCACUGA
Aspergillus calidoustus is the source of this 1026-nucleotide messenger RNA. The record is from the annotation of a GenBank genome assembly. Lineage: Eukaryota; Fungi; Ascomycota; Eurotiomycetes; Eurotiales; Aspergillaceae.